Lingula anatina is the source of this 1206-nucleotide messenger RNA. RefSeq names its product zinc finger matrin-type protein 2. Gene Ontology annotation, biological process: mRNA splicing, via spliceosome. NCBI's taxonomy places the organism in Eukaryota, Metazoa, Brachiopoda, Lingulata, Lingulida, Lingulidae. Gene Ontology annotation, molecular function: zinc ion binding; nucleic acid binding. Gene Ontology annotation, cellular component: spliceosomal complex; U4/U6 x U5 tri-snRNP complex; nucleus. The record is from RefSeq and is a predicted model, not a curated record.
UAUAGUCCACUUCCGUCAUGCGCCAUGGAACAUUUUGUGCACUUCCGGAACAAUGGAAGCGACGAAACCAGAUGAUCACAGGCGGAAGUGGGACAAGGAUGAGUUUGAGCGCCUUGCCAGGGAGCGACUGGAGGAGGAGUUGGGAGAACCUUCGGAAAAAGAUGACAAACCAGUGAAAAGAGAACUACUGAAACCAAGAGAUUACAGGGUUGAUCUUGAAGGAAAACUUGGUAGGUCCCAGGUUAUCACCAAGACAACACCUUCAUCACAGCAAGGAGGCUACUACUGCAAUGUCUGUGACUGUGUGGUAAAAGAUUCCACCAAUUUUUUGGACCAUAUAAAUGGCAAGAAACAUCAGCGUAAUUUGGGUAUGUCUAUGAAAGUUGAAAGGUCAUCUUUAGAUCAAGUAAAGAAAAGAUUUGAAUUAAACAAAAAGAAAAAGGAAGAAAAAUUAAAAGAGUAUGACUUUGAGGAAAGAAUGAAGGAAUUAAAAGAAGAGGAGGAGAAGCAGAAAGUUUACAGAAAAGAGAAAAAGAAAGACAGGAAAAGGAAAGCAGAUGGCGAUUUAGAUAUGGACCAAGAUCCUGAAAUGGCAGCUCUGAUGGGUUUUUCAGGAUUUGGAUCAACAAAGAAAUGAAUCUAGGUUUAGUUUUGUACACACAUGGAAUAUUUUAUGCAUUUAUUAAAUGCUAUGUGGUUACUCACAUUGAGGAUGGGUAUAUGUGGCAUUGUACAGAUUGAAGUGGCAUAAUUGUUUGGCAUGAGGAUAAUGUUCUUCAUAAUUCACUUUAGUGGGACAUCUUGUACAGAAGUAGUAUAAUGCCAUAGCCACAGCUAUUAUCAUGGUGAUAUGACAGAAUUGGCCAGCUCACAAGGAAAACAAGUGUAUUGGAUUCCCUUUUUACACAGACUCCCACAGAAGUUCGAAAAUAUAACUGGUUCAGCUGAUAAGCUUUAAUUUUAGCAGUCAGUUUAUGUGAUUAAGAAAAAAAUCAUGACAUUGGCCCUUUUCCUCAACACCACAUAACAGUACUAUAGUUUUGUGUGAAAUUGCAUUAUCCUUGAACAUCCAACUUUAUGGAUUUUGUCAUUUACAUAUUGCUGAUUUUGAAUUAAUUAUAAGAAUAUUUUUCCCUUAAAAUAUAUUUUAUUUUUGGAACAGUAUCAGUUAAUGACAGAAUUAUUUAAGUAGAUAACAGUUUUUAU